Molecule: messenger RNA, 786 nt
Organism: Penicillium cosmopolitanum
Lineage: Eukaryota; Fungi; Ascomycota; Eurotiomycetes; Eurotiales; Aspergillaceae
Product: fungal specific transcription factor domain-containing protein
Exons: 1
Coding region: 1-786 (261 amino acids)
Biological process (GO): DNA-templated transcription
Molecular function (GO): zinc ion binding; DNA binding
Source: RefSeq, a predicted model, not a curated record
AUGCGUCCCACCGCAGAGGACUUCAUGAUCUUCGACAAAGCCGCGACAGAUAUCAGCAUACACACGCUUGAAACAGUAACUCUCGCCGCAUUACAUAGUUUGUUUUCCCCGCAGACAGGCAAUAUUGGGCAACUCAUCGGAUUGGCUGCUAGAUUAGCGAUUGACUUGGGAGCUGUUGAUAAGCCCAACAAUAACUCAAACGAGAGAAACAAAAUUGAGCAAAUUUACAAGUCAAUCUACUGUCUCGAAAAUCAGUACGCUACAGCCUUGGAUCGCCCAGGACUCCUGCCCCCGCCUAUGAUAGAUCCUGAGUCUAGCACACCUCAGGAUUUCCUUUGUGCGGUCUAUCGAAUUCAAGCUUGUUUCCGGUCCCAGCGGGGUAAUGUUGAUGUCACUUCGCUAAUACAAGAGCUUGACGGUUAUGUCUCUACCAUUGAGAAAAUGCCGAUCCGAUCAAGACAUAAUGUCAUUGCAGCCGUCUACGAGACACGGUUAUUGAUCCGGUCGGAUGACGAGCAGAGUGCAAUCUGUCUACUUGAGAUAUAUUCCCAGAAAUUCUACAUCCGAACGGCACUGGGUCCUUCGUGGGCAUACCGAGCAGGCUUGGCUGUUGUCUCCAAGAUAUCAACGCAUCAAUCGCACCCGGGCACAAUAAAAAACCAUGAUCUACAUAAAAGCUAUCAGGCCUACGUAAAUUGUUUAUUGUUCCUGGAGCAGUGCUCGCGGAGAUGGCCAAGCGCCAAUGCAUUGAGAGCGUCGCUUCAAGAAGCUGCGUCUAGGCCCUGA